GGUACCGCCCUCGCCGCGCUGGAAGUGACGGUCGCCGGCGUUGACGAUUUCCUGUGUGCCAUGUGACGCCCAAUGGUUGACUUGGAGCAAGAUGAACUAUACGCCCGGCACAGCCAGCCUGAUAGAAGACAUUGACAAAAAGCAUUUAGUAGUGCUCCGAGAUGGAAGAACAUUAAUAGGAUAUUUGAGGAGUGUAGAUCAAUUUGCUAAUUUAGUUCUUCAUCGGACAGUGGAACGAAUCCAUGUUGCAAGGAAAUAUGGUGAUAUUCCAAGAGGGAUUUUUGUUGUCCGAGGUGAAAAUGUGGUGCUUCUGGGUGAAAUAGAUCUGGAGAGGGAGACUGAUACUCCUUUACAGCGAGUGUCAAUUGAGGAGAUUCUGGAAGCUCAAAGAGUUCAGCAGCAUGAAAAGCAAGAGGCGGAAAAGGUAAAAAGUGAAGCAUUAAAAGAGCGAGGAUUAUCUGUCCCUCGCACUGAUGCUCUUGACGAAUACUGAACAAAAGUACAAUAUCGGACUUUCAAAUCACCUUGAAUCAGAGGACUUGAAUUACUAGACCACCCUGGUGAAAUGGGAUAGAUUGUAUCUAAAAAUAACUGAACUGUAAAAAAAAAUAUUUUAAUAGUAUAUUUUACAAUGGUGAGUAUGAAAUAACUGUACUUUUAAAAAGAAAGAACAUCUUUCACUUGUUUUUAAUUCCAUACUCUUGGCCUGAAAAUGUUAACGAUAAGUUUUCACCGUAAUGAACCUUUACCCACAAGAGAUGGUUAUAUUAAUCAAUGCAUUAUUCAUCGAUACAUUUGUCUUGCAUAAAUUAAAUUGCUGUGCAUUUACUGAAAAUAAAUAUUUUCCUAUGUUUGAAGCUUGAAAUUUUUGUUUAGUUAAUAAUUGAUAUAAUUUCAGCUCAAUUGUUUGCCAUGUGUAAUUCAUUAUUCCCAAAUUAAGUGCUGUUGUUGCCUAAAAAAUAAAGUCACCACAGUUAACAUUGGUUUUGAACUGCUGUGGGACUCCCUGUAUAUUGUUGAAAGUGCUUAGAUGCAAGCUUUUUAAAAAAUAAACUAAUACAAUAAAUUCCCUUUGUAA
Messenger RNA from Leucoraja erinaceus (little skate), 1078 nucleotides. Its product is annotated as U6 snRNA-associated Sm-like protein LSm1. The record is from RefSeq and is a predicted model, not a curated record. Gene Ontology annotation, biological process: deadenylation-dependent decapping of nuclear-transcribed mRNA. Gene Ontology annotation, molecular function: RNA cap binding. Gene Ontology annotation, cellular component: P-body; Lsm1-7-Pat1 complex. Lineage: Eukaryota; Metazoa; Chordata; Chondrichthyes; Rajiformes; Rajidae. Bases 92 to 493 code for a protein of 133 amino acids. The transcript is spliced from 4 exons.